UUGAAUACGGUUUUAAAGUGCUUAAGCAUAUGUUUCAAAAUGAAAACAUCUUGAUUAACGACGGUCGCAUUGAAAACAAUGUAAAUAACCGCGUGGAAAUUUUUUUCAAGCAUUUGUCGAUUCAACGAAUUGGAGAACUCCGCACCUUACUACUUCCAAUGUGCUAUUUGGGAAUAGUGACAUCGGAUGAGUUAAAAUCACUAGUUCGCUUAUUUCCUAUUUGGGAAAAUUACUCGAAUUCAGAUUCGGAAAAGCUUUUAAAACCAGCUUCAUGCGGAUUUCUUUUACAUCAUAAAAUACGAUGGUAUAAAACAAGAACGUCCAUACAUUUUUUUAAAUAUUCUCCAGAAUACAACCUUCCAACCUUUCUCGGUCUCGAUGUUUCCUAUCGAGACACCUAUUCGUAUACUUUCGAGGAUGUUGAAUUCCCUAGGGAAUGCAAUGACUCUUACGUAAACUUCCUACAUAGCGUACUUGUUGAUAAUCGAGUUGUUCAAGGAUUAAGAGAUAGACGUU
Funneliformis mosseae is the source of this 516-nucleotide messenger RNA. Lineage: Eukaryota; Fungi; Glomeromycota; Glomeromycetes; Glomerales; Glomeraceae. The record is from the annotation of a GenBank genome assembly.